This is a messenger RNA of Daldinia caldariorum, 858 nucleotides long. RefSeq lists its product as uncharacterized. Bases 145 to 714 code for a protein of 189 amino acids. The transcript is spliced from 2 exons. The record is from RefSeq and is a predicted model, not a curated record. Lineage: Eukaryota; Fungi; Ascomycota; Sordariomycetes; Xylariales; Hypoxylaceae.
AUGUUAGAUGCUACAGCUGGUGUUUAUAAAUAUCUCCAUCCAUGUGUCUAGUUUCCCCCCUUCUCCUCGCUGUCAACUCAUGAUAUUCUUCCGUUUUCCACUCUGAAAAUAACGUUACCAACCUUUUUUUUAAUAAUAAUAAAAAUGCUCCCUUUAUUAUUCCUAUCCUACUUAAGCGCCUCCCCCCUUCUAAGCAGUCAAAGCAGUCAGCCCGCUUCGUCGAUAAAUCUAACCGCCUUGAGCGCGAGGAACAGUAUCUCCGUCUUGGAGUGCUGGCAGCUCGCCUUGCCGUCCACCAGGGCCUCGGGCUUCGACGUGCUGCAAAUGGGCGAUACUGCGAACGCGUCGUAUUACAUCAUGCCGCCGAGGUUCGACAGCGGACGGCACCCGGGGCCCGCGAGGCAGUAUGUCUGGGUUGUCAGCGGCGUUUUGCAUAACGGGACGGGAUGGCUUGGGCUAAUAAUAAGUAACCGAACUAAAGUAAGCCUGCCGAACGCCACCGACGAAGUUACUAUCCAUGGCGGCAGAUACGGACUCUUGUAUGUCGAGGACACGUCGGACGUGUCAGCUUGGGGCCACAGGACGACGUUUCCGGGCUACGACGAGACGGUCCUGCUGAUGCUUCCGGUUCGGGAUGGCGUCAACCCGCCGCAUACGGUCUUACAUGAUGGGCCCUGUAAGAUGGAAAUGCCUGUUGUUGGUAGCGGAGAAUGAAUACCGUGGCAGCCAUGACCGUAGUAGAGAAGUCUUGGUAUAUAAUAAGGCUGCAAGAAAGACAGAUGUAAGAUGUCUUGCAAUACCCGAGUUCUCCUUGGAAUAGGUACCUACCUAUGACUUAAUUUCUCCUGCAAGCGGCUC